AUGAAACACAAAUAUCACUGCCUAUCAGCUCCGCAAAUGUCAGUUGCUUUUCAGUGUCGAAUGUAUGCUCAUAUAAAGGUGAUUUACUAUAAACAAAUCCGUUAUGGUAGGCUAAUGAAGUAUAUGACUUUGAGCAUUAAGGAAAGUCGACAUUCGCAUAUGCAUCAGAUUCCGAAUCUCCUCGUGAUUCUUAUGUCCAGCCAGACUGGAAACCUUCUUGGAGAGACUCGUAUUUUCCAACUCUCAGAAGACAAAACAUCGAAUAACGGUUCAUCUUGUUAUCUGAUGCAUGAAGAGUCCAUCUCUAUCAUGGAUAUAGAAGAUGAAGAAUGA
Sclerotinia sclerotiorum 1980 UF-70 is the source of this 333-nucleotide messenger RNA. RefSeq lists its product as hypothetical. The transcript has 2 exons. Bases 1 to 333 code for a protein of 110 amino acids. Lineage: Eukaryota; Fungi; Ascomycota; Leotiomycetes; Helotiales; Sclerotiniaceae. The record is from RefSeq and is a predicted model, not a curated record.